Messenger RNA from Apodemus sylvaticus (European woodmouse), 730 nucleotides. It is a transcript of the gene Ifnk, whose product is annotated as interferon kappa. The record is from RefSeq and is a predicted model, not a curated record. Gene Ontology annotation, cellular component: extracellular region. Bases 1 to 618 code for a protein of 205 amino acids. Gene Ontology annotation, biological process: adaptive immune response; response to exogenous dsRNA; B cell proliferation. The transcript is spliced from 2 exons. Gene Ontology annotation, molecular function: type I interferon receptor binding; cytokine activity. NCBI's taxonomy places the organism in Eukaryota, Metazoa, Chordata, Mammalia, Rodentia, Muridae.
AUGACUCCAAAGUAUUUAUGGCUGGUGGCCCUGGUGGCUCUGUGCACUCCAGCCAUCCAAUCUCUGAACUGUGUUUAUCUGGAUCAUACCAUCUUAGAAAAUGUGAAACUUCUGGGCAGCACCCUGACCGGCUUUCCCUUAAGAUGUCUAAAAGAUAUCACAGAUUUUCAGUUUUCUAAAGAGAUUCUGCCGUACCUGCAGCAUAUGAAAAAGGACAUAAACGCGAUCUCCUAUCGUAUAUCUGCUCUGGCACUCACGAUUUUCAAUCCUAAAGGCGCCACCUCCCAGGUGAAAGAGGAACACUUGGAACGUAUCCGAUCAGGACUUUUUGACCAACUGCGGCAAGCUCGGGAGUGCUUCGUGGAGGAGGAGAGAGAGAACAGGGAGGAGGCCAGUCCAUCACAACAUCCUCACUCAGGGGACUUCCUGACAGUCUACCUGGAAUUGAGCAACUAUUUCUUCAGAAUCAAAAUGUUCCUGAAAAAUAAGAAAUACAGUUUCUGUGCCUGGAAGAUUGUCGCAGCAGAAAUAAGAAGAUGUUUCAUUGUAUUUUACAAGUUCAAAAGACUACUCAAAAUGAAAUCAGAAUCACCCACCUUCAAGCAAGAACUUAAAUAGAAGCUGUGACUGCUCAAAUGUCCCCAAAGACGUUUUAUUCUAAAGCCGUUACCAGGAUGCUGCUGAUGCUACCUUCAGAUGCAAGACUUUUCAAGUUCAGGGCUCAAGACAG